Molecule: messenger RNA, 2648 nt
Organism: Oncorhynchus mykiss (rainbow trout)
Lineage: Eukaryota; Metazoa; Chordata; Actinopteri; Salmoniformes; Salmonidae
Source: RefSeq, a predicted model, not a curated record
GAUGGCAUGGAUAAGAGCAUGGUGCUUGCAACACCUGGGUAUAUGGGUUCGAAUCCCUCAUGGACCCAAUUUACUAAAUGCGCUAAGCUACACGUCCCUUUGGAUAAAAGCAUCGGCUAAAUCGUAACAUGAUACUGUUUAAUUACACAGGAGCAAAUUUCUCUUUCUCUCUUUUAUAAUUGUAUAAUGAAUCCUGAAUUCUCAAUGAGAUAAUCAUUGUCUCCUCAAUAAUAAUAAUACUUUAUCUCUCUUCUCCAGCGUGUUUGUCCAGUCAAAAGUGGACUUCUAUAUCAAGGGCAGUUUAUUGGAGUUAAUUCAUGUGUUAGUCAUUGAGUCCACAGAGCUCAGUCGCUAGGCACUAAAUGAGACAUUAGGACUCAUUAAAAGCCUCACAUCUUGAAGGACUGUGACAUUUCACAGCUUCUGUGUGCGAGUUUAAUCACCACGCCUGCAAAUGUCACUCAUCCACUGGCUUGGUAGAAUGGGAGGCAUUGUGAAAGGGAGUGUGUGUGAGUUUGUGUGUGUUUCACCCGUGAGGGUGAGUUUCGUGUGUGUGUGUGUUAGACAGUCAGCCUGAUAAGUUGUUCUGUGUUUCCCCCUUCAGCCACGUCAGAUGGGACGCGCCAGGGCCUGGAGAGUAUGAGGGGAGGAGUGUGUGCCACGCAGGGCAUGAAGGUGAUCCUCAAAGUGGGACAGAACCCAUAUGGACUGCCCCCGAAACCUGCCAAACCAGACCAAAGUGCGGGCCGUACCAACACCAGAAAUACAGGUGGUGCUGGUAACGCCACCCAUCCCAGAGUUCCUAGCGAUGGCGCCGGGGAUUCGGGAGGAGCAGGGGGCGAGAACGGACCCCUCCCCCCCUCCAACGUGGCCGUCAUCGCCGGUGCUGCAGGGGGCUCCGCCUUCCUCCUCCUGGUCACCGCGGUGAUCUGCGUGGUGUGUUACCGGCGGCGACACGCCAAGCACUCAGAGUCCCACCACCCGCCCCUGUCACUCUCCUCCCUCACCAGCCCCAAGAGGCAUGGCGGCGGGCACGGCGGCGGCCAUGGGGGUGGUAACAACAACGGCUCGGAACCCAGUGACAUCAUCAUCCCGCUGCGGGCUUCGGACUCGGCGUACUGCCCUCACUACGAGAAGGUGAGCGGGGACUACGGUCACCCCGUCUACAUCGUCCAGGAGAUGCCCCCCCAGAGUCCAGCAAACAUCUACUACAAAGUAUGAGGGCAGUUGCCAUGACAACCUACAGUACUACCAACUACCAUCUUACCCUGUCCUGUACAGUACAGUACCACCUACAGCCCACCUACAAUAUACCCUGUCCUAUAUAGUACAGUACCACGUAAAACCUACCUACAGUAAUCCAUCACUGACUUACCCUCCAAAACCACCAAGACCUUCAGUCCCUUAUACAGUAUCUGAACUUCCCUAUCCAACCCCAGUCCAGCCACAGGUGUGUGCAUCUAGCUAACUGAAGAGGCCAUCCGUACGCCCACCACUCUUCACUCGACUGUGUCACUAAGCUAAGUAUGGAGGGUUUAGUAUAUAGUCCCCACCGGCCCCUUAAAAGAGGACAGGACUGGCAAGAGACUCUGGGGCCCACUUCUUUUCUUUUUUUCUCACCAUGAAUCAACCCCCCCCCCCCCCCACCCCCACCCACCAGAGCUGAAGAGAAAAGUCCCCUCCCUAUACACCAUGAGGAUAAGUGUGUGAGAACAUGCACACCAAGCUAGUGUGAGAGAACACACACUAGUACCGCCACAACUUGGACUUCUGGGACUCUGACCCCUAGGAAACCCACUGACCAACCACAUCCUGAGAUCUCUGUAUUUCUCUAAUGCUCCUGUCCUGUAUCAGACCUACCUGCCUCCUGAUUGGACCCUGAGGCUAACUGUGGCCCUUGAUGUUAUAACUCACAAAUAGGAUCCUAGUUUGUUUGUGUGUGUAUGGUUUCUCAUUGGACCAGGGGCCUCUGACUCUCACCCAAUCAGAAAGCUGGGCUGGGGUCACGUGAUCAAUCGGUCAGACCAAUCGAGUCUUAGUGACAUUCAGAAUCUUGUAUAUUUUAAUAACGUGUGUGUGUGUGUGUGUGUGUGUGUGUGCGUGUGUGGGAGACUAGGAUAAUAAUUCUGACACUGCUGUUGCACAGACGUGUGUGUGCAGUUAGUGUGCUUUAGUACAGUGUGUGUGUGUGUGUGUGUGUGUGUUAAUCUGUGUAUACGCUACAUGCGAGCGAAUGUGUGUGUUCGCGUGUCUUUAGACUUGUCUUAAAAACCAAAACACAAAAAAGUGAGUGAAUAUAAAAGGUGAGUUUUUUUUAUUUUUAUCGCUAGCAACACUUACAGAUUAUAUAUGAAUAUCCAGUCAAUCAUUUCUAGAUGUCUUGUUUUUUUAAAUAGUUUUUUAUUUUGAUUCCUCCACUUGUAAAACAACACUUCUGUUAUACUGCUAGAUCUUUUUUAUCCUGUGCUUUCUUGUUUGCUAUUUAGAAACCUGACCCUGUUUCCUUCCCCUUUGAGUUGUAAAUUAAUUGAAUCUCUUUGUUUUUCUUUCCUUGGCGAACUAAGGUCGUUUCUCUCUCCCUCUCUCCCUCUCUCAUCGCCUCCCUCUCUCCCUCUCUCCCUCUCUCCCUCUCUCCCUCUCUCAUCGCC